UAUUUCUGUAACCACACUUCGAUUGCAAUCGUGAAUAUCUUUUUCGAAUGAGAAAGUCCUUAAGCAGUGAUGCGCGCAAUGAAGUCCUGAUUCUGCUUCGACUAAAAUAAAUGCAGUGAGAAUUGAUCUAAAAAAAAAAAGGGAUCUAUUGGCUCAAUCUUUAGUCGGGCAAAAAUAUGCAGUAGGAAGUUGCUUUUGAAACAAUAAAACAUGGUAAAGUGUUGUUAUCUUAGAAGUUGUUAUAUUAGUCCAAAAGAUUUAUAACGUACUUUUAUUGUGAACAUUUAUCAUUAGAAGUCUGCCUGUUUUGCUAUUUUCAUAAUGAGUAGCUAAUUAUUAGGCAAUUUUCUCUGUUUUAUUUUAUGCUUCAACAAUUGCUCGGUUUCAUUUCGGUUGUGAUAUAGAGCUCAUUACAUUGUCAUUUAUCAUAGACAUAGUAUUUAUUCACAUAAAUACAUAACAUUAAAUGCUAAUAAUUGAUAAAAGUUUUAUUUUGAAUUGCCUAAAAAUAUUCUUAAAUUUUUGUUAUUUCUUCAGGAGUUUGUUUAAGUCCCUUAAUUGUAAUUCCUGAGUAGACAAAAAUUUAUACAAUGGAAGAUUCUAACAGUAACUCAAGUGAAAGAACGGAAAAUCUUUCUGAUAACUCUACUAGUAACGUAAUAAACACUAAUAAUAAUGAUUUAUCUAAUUCAGAGGCGUUUCAUAAUAAAACCUCUUCUGAUAACUCUAAUAAUUCUAUAGAUACUUAUGAGAUGCCUCCUAAUAAAUGCCUUUCUGAUAACUCUGCGAACAACAUGACGAAUUCUAAUAAUAAUUCUUUAGAUAAUUCAGAGGCGUGUCCUAAUAACAGUGAAGUGCAAAUUAAAAAGACAUCAGAGCUAGAUAACAAAAAAAGUAAAAACAAACACUUGUGUGAGAUUUGUUCCAAAUAUUUUAGUUCGACAAAUGUACUAAGGCAGCAUACUAAGCUGCAUUUUAAUAUUCUACCAUUUGUUUGUAAAGUGUGUGACAAAAAAUUCAGUCGUAAAUACAAGUUAAAAGUACAUUCACUCGUUCACACUGGGGAAACUCCAUUUUCUUGUGACCUCUGUGAUCGGCGUUUCCGAGAAAAGAGUGCAUUAAAUCGUCACUUAACUUCUCAUUCAAGUGACAGAAAAUUUUCUUGCAAAAUUUGUCAUAAAACAUUCAAACGUUCAGAAGCACUCAAGUCCCAUUCAUAUACUCACACAGACAAAAUGCCUCAUGUUUGUGAAGUUUGCAACAAAGGUUUUGUCGAUAAGGUGAAAUUAAAUUGCCAUAUGAUAGUUCACACUGGCGUUAGUCCUUAUAAGUGUGAAAAGUGUGGGAAAUACUUUAAACGGUGUGCGUCACUACGAAUUCAUAUUCAAACUCAUUCGGAUGAAAGACCGUAUGUUUGCGAUAUAUGUAAAUGUAGUUUUAAAAGAGAGGAUACGUUAAAAGUCCAUUAUCGGGUACAUACGGGAGAAAGACCCUAUCAGUGUGACAUGUGUGAUAAAGGGUUUAGCGAUGUAUCUAAACUCAAGCUGCAUAAAUUAGUGCAUACUGGUGAAAGGCCACAUAAAUGUGAAACAUGUGGAAAGACUUAUCAACAAAAAGGUUAUCUAGUCUAUCAUGCUGCUACCCAUACGGGGGAGCGGCCGUUUGCAUGCACUCUUUGUGAUAAGUCGUUUCUGCGGCCGGGAAAGCUCAGAACUCAUUUAUCCAAAGUUCACGCAAUUGAUAAUCCUCAAGUGAGUGAUGCAUGUGGGAAAACGGAUCGUAAAUCUCGUACAAACAAAAUAUCUCUAGAGCAAAAAUCUCGUGUGAAAGUUGAGAGCGUUGAAAAUGAGAACAAACCUGAUGC
Messenger RNA from Parasteatoda tepidariorum (common house spider), 1864 nucleotides. NCBI's taxonomy places the organism in Eukaryota, Metazoa, Arthropoda, Arachnida, Araneae, Theridiidae. The record is from RefSeq and is a predicted model, not a curated record.